Molecule: messenger RNA, 1932 nt
Organism: Oncorhynchus kisutch (coho salmon)
Lineage: Eukaryota; Metazoa; Chordata; Actinopteri; Salmoniformes; Salmonidae
Product: putative aminopeptidase W07G4.4
Exons: 16
Coding region: 74-1663 (529 amino acids)
Biological process (GO): proteolysis
Cellular component (GO): cytoplasm
Molecular function (GO): manganese ion binding; metalloaminopeptidase activity
Source: RefSeq, a predicted model, not a curated record
GUGAUUGACCGAGGAAGCUUCGUUGUGUCAGCUGACAGCUUAGCUUGCUGUCUUUUUCCCUCAAGACGUCGGAAUGCCAGCAAUGUGUACCCAUGUCCAGCCCAUCGAGUGGACCACUGACUGUAAGAACCAGAAUUAUGAUGGCAUAGUCUUGGUGACCCAGAGUUAUGACACGCUGCCCAAGGAGCUGGAAUGUCUGAAAGCACCUCUGCAGGACUACAGCUCUGUGGACUGUGGUCUGGGAGAUAAGGUGGUGGUGUUGAUGGUUCCGGGGUUGCCUGGUAAACGCUUGGUUUUUGCGUCCACCGGGCCCGUUAACCGGGACUACGAUGACGUCCGACGCUUCAGCGACGCAGCCGUUAAUGGCAUCAAGAGGGCCAUGAAAGCAGGCAUGCAGCGCCCCCUGCUGGUCUGUCCUCGUCACAGCAGCUAUGACAAGAGCAUCAUGGUUGCUGCCCUAGGGGCCCUGCACGCCCUCUACAUGCCUCUGGAGGUGAGGGAGGUGUCUGUGAAGCCCAGCCAGUAUAAAGUGUGUGUUCUAGGAUUGUGGGUGGACCAGGAGGCCGAGGGGAAGGAGUUGGUGGAUCUGGUCUCUGCUCUGGAGAGUGGACGGCUUGCUUGCCGUGACAUAGGAGGGUCUGAUCCUGAGAGGAUGGCUGCUCCUCGUGUAGCUGAGUACGUCCAGGCCCUCUUUAAGGAGAGCCCAGUGCAGGUGGAUGUGGUGAGUGAUCUGAAGGUGCUGGAGAAGGAGUAUCCCUGCCUCGCUGCUGUGAACCGCUGUGCCAAUGCUGUGCCUCGUCACCAGGCCAGAGUAAUCAAGCUGCAGUACUGUGGAGAAGGACCCAUUCAACACACACUGAUGCUGGUCGGUAAGGGCAUCACCUAUGACACCGGUGGAGCUGACAUCAAGGCUGGUGGCAUCAUGGCUGGCAUGCACAGAGAUAAGUGUGGUGCUGCUGCUGUGGCUGGGUUCUUCCAGGUCCUGGCCAAACUCAAGCCCAAGCAUCUGAAGGUGGUGGGUGGCAUGGCGAUGGUGAGGAACAGCGUGGGCUCAGACUGCUACGUAGCUGAUGAGUUGGUGGUGUCCCGUGCGGGUCGCAGGGUUCGCGUAGGGAACACCGAUGCUGAGGGACGCAUGGUAAUGGUCGACCUGCUUUGUGAGAUGAAGGAGAAGGCGGUGCGUGAGGUAUCUCCUCAGCUGUUUACCAUUGCCACUCUGACAGGACAUGCCAUCAGAGCCAUGGGACCCAACUACUCUAUCAUCAUGGACAAUGGAGCUGCCCAUCGCUCUGGCAAUGCCCGUCAGUGGCAGAAAGCAGGGGAGGUUCUGGGUGAUCUGUUUGAGGUGUCCAGUAUCAGGCGUGAGGACUAUGACUUCCAUAAGGGGAAGUCAGAGUAUGAGGAGAUUCUGCAAAGCAACAACCUACCAUCCUCUGCUACCCCCCGUGGACAUCAGACCCCCGCUGCCUUCCUCAUCAUGGCCUCUGGGCUGGACAAGCACGGCGUGGACUCUGGCACUCCUCUGCCUUACUCUCACAUCGACAUCGCUGGCUCUAGCGGCCCCUUCCCUGGUGUUCCCACCGGCGCUCCAAUCCUCGCCAUGGCUACCAACUACAUCCUACCCAGUGCCUAUCAACCCAACGACGCCCUGCCCAGAGCCUAGCAAUUUGAUGAUAGAAACGUGAUAGUGUCGAAUGGACCCUAUUUUCCGUCUCAUGAGAAAUGUCACAGAGAGCAGUCCUGAUAGUGCCAGUUCAAUUGAUGUUUCACAAAGUAUUCAUGAACACAGAGAUCCAUCAAUGCGAUCAAGAUCUGUUGUUCUAUAGAUUAUAUUUCUAAGCUACUGCACUAUCAUUCAACCUCAAAUGUCUUUUUUUUACCCCUAUUUCUAACAUGGGUCACUGUAUUGAAUACACUCAAUUACCAAACAUG